Helobdella robusta is the source of this 393-nucleotide messenger RNA. RefSeq lists its product as hypothetical. The transcript has 3 exons. Lineage: Eukaryota; Metazoa; Annelida; Clitellata; Rhynchobdellida; Glossiphoniidae. Bases 1 to 393 code for a protein of 130 amino acids. The record is from RefSeq and is a predicted model, not a curated record.
AUGAAGAUUAGUGUUAGAACUGCAUCCCCAGAUAGCAAUACAAUGAACACAUUAAAGUUAAAAGCCCGGUCCCCAGCAGGCCUUAAGUGGUCAAGGGGUGCCAAGAAUCCUGGGAAGUAUGCAAUAGCGGAGGGAUCUUGCAGAAAAAUUCAGAAUGGCCCCUUUAUGGUACUUAGACUUGGAACGCUCAAUGUUGGAUCACUGACUGGCCGCAGCAUGGAAAUCGUAGAAAUGCUCGAGCGUAGAAGGAUUGACAUCUGCUGCCUCCCGAAACUCGAUGGAAAUCGAAUGGUGUUUGUCACGUCAACUCAGACAAAGAAAAAUAUAAACUAUUCUGGAAUGGUCAAAAGACAGCCAAAAAUGAUGUUGGAAUUUUUGUCAGAGAACCGCUAG